AGCUGGUUCUGUGGGCGGGGUUGUCUCUGCUGGAUCUGAAUGACUCUCGGUGAGGAGAUGGUGCUGAACCGAGGCAACAGCGGACACAGGAGCAGGACAGCGGCGAGAUAGCAGUCACUACGGGCGAGCAGAUCCUGAGUCAGUCCAAGGAGAGAGACAGAGGGAGAGGGAGGGGGAGGGAGAGGAAUCGCGCAGGGAGUGGAGGCAGUAAGCUGCAAGGAACGGCGAGCGGAGAACAAGCUUUCAGUCCUGGCUAUGAGGCCAGUUUUCCCGCUGUUCAUCGCCUUGCUCCUGCGGGAAGGCCAUGCUUCCUCAUUUACCCGACAGCCCGAAGACAGAGUUGUAGUUGUGGGAUACCCAGUUACAUUGUCCUGUGCAGUCGCAGGGUAUCAUGGGAUUGUCCUGUGGACAAAGGACGGCCUGGGAUUAGGAGUCGAGAAGCAACUGCCAGGCUUUCCACGUUAUUCCAUUGUGGGAGACCAUGCAGCUGGUGAAUACAGCCUCCGCAUUGAGAAAGCAGAACUUAUUGAUGACGCAGUGUAUGAAUGUCAGGCAACACAUGCAGCCCUGCGAUCCCAGCCUGCUCGGCUGACAGUACUGAUCCCUCCAGACAAUCCAGUGAUCAGCAGUGGGCCUGUUGUCAGCCUGAAAGUAGGAGACUCUCUGAACCUCACAUGCCGUGCAGAUAACGCCAAGCCAGCAGCUGUCAUCACCUGGAUCCGAGACGGAGAACCACUGAAAGGAGCAACCUACAUAAAGAGGCUUCUGAAAGAUGGGAAAAGAGAGAGCAUUAUCAGCAGCCUACACAUCCCACCAUCAGAAAUCGAAAAUGGGCAACGCAUCAUCUGCAGAGCAAAGAAUGCAGCAGUCCCAGAGGGCAGGGAAACCGAAGUCACGAUUGAUAUCCAACACCCACCUCUGGUGAACCUUACAGUAGAGCCACAGCCUAUCCUGGAAGGAAGCACGGUGAGAUUCCAAUGCUCAGCCAAGGCAAACCCAGCAGUCAGCUCAUACAGAUGGGCCAAGGGUGGUCAGUUGCUGAGAGGUGUUCUGGGUGAGACGUAUGAGACCAUUGUGGACUACACCUUCUUCACAGAGCCUGUGUCUUGUGCUGUGUCUAACCCCUUGGGAAGCACAAACAUCAGCCGAACUGUCGACGUGUAUUUUGGUCCCCGGCUGACAUCCGAGCCUCAGUCUCUCUCUGUGGACUUGGGUUCAAGUGCCAUCUUUAACUGUGCCUGGACUGGAAAUCCAUCUCUCACUAUCGUGUGGAUGAAGCGAGGCUCCGGGGUGGUUCUCAGCAAUGAUAACGUCAUGACUCUAAAGGCUGUGGCCCAGGAGGAUGCUGGGAAGUACGUGUGCAGGGCAGUUGUUCCACGAGUGGGUGCUGGAGAGAGGGAAGUCAGCCUGACAGUCAAUGGACCCCCCAUCAUCUCCAGCACACAGAUGCAGCAUGCUCUGCAGGGCAAGAAAGGACAGAUCAAAUGUUUCAUCCGGAGUACACCUCCACCUGACCGAAUAGCUUGGUCAUGGAAGGAGAACAUUCUAGAAUCAGGGACCUCAGGACGUUACACAGUGGAGACAGUGAGCAUGGAGGAGGGCGUGAUCUCCACACUAACCAUCAGUAAUAUUGUGAGGGCAGACUUCCAAACAAUUUACAACUGCACAGCCUGGAACAGCUUUGGUUCUGAUACAGAAAUUAUUCGCUUGAAAGAACAAGAGGCGCUCUCACUGGCUGUCGUCAUUGGCGUAGCAGUCGGUGCUGGAGUGGCUUUCAUUGUCGUCUUGGCAACAAUCACGAUUAUCUGCUGCUCGCGCUCCCAGAGAACUCGAAAAAAACAUUUAUGGUGGAAAACGAAAAUCCCAUCUGGUAUACGCAUUGACAAUUGUCAAGUGAAGAGUUUUCUUCCAUCCUUCACAAAGGCUAACUGUCUGAGAGAGAUUAAACCAUUGCGACAGCAUCAUUUUCCUUUCAACAGAAAACAAACUUCAGAUGGUAAAGGUGAUGUCUCUGCUAAAAAUGAUAUCCGUGUCGAAAUAGUCCACAAGGAUCACAAUGGAACCCAGCAACCUGGAGAACAGACAACAAUUAAAAAUGUGAUGAUCAACAGAGGAGAGUUUGAGCAGGACCCGGUGCUGAAACAACUGGAAGUUCUCAAGGAAGAGGAAAAGGACUAUCAGCACAUUAAGGAUCCUACCAAUGGCUAUUACAGCGUCCGCACCUUCCCAGACCUGCAGCCAGCCAGCAACACUGCCACUGUGGGGUGCCCUCCUGAUCACAGGCCCAAUAUGAAGCAGCGAGUGCCCACAGGGAUGUCCUUCUCCACCCUCUACACACAGCUGAGUGCGGCCAACCGCAUGUACGAGUAUGGGCAGCGUUUCGUGCUGGGCAACGGCAGCAGCUCCAUCGAGCUGUGCGAGCGGGAGUAUCAACGGGGCUCCAUGAGUGACAGCAACUCCUUCCUGGACAACCAGUGCAACAGCAGUGUCAGCAGCAACAGCAAGCAGGACAGCUCGGUCCAGUUCGAUGAGGCCAGCAAGGCCUCUGCCUCCUCCCAUUAUUCGCACUCCUCCUCGCAGAACUCAGAUUUAACACGACCGUUGCAGAGACGGAUGCAGACCCAUGUCUAACCUCUGGACUGAUGGCAACUUUGGCACUGUUGACUCCCAACUUCAUGGCUUUGCUUCUACUGUUGAGCUUUCCCUGAGGGUGGGACCUUGAACAGAUGCUUCCUGUUAUGGUGGACACUUUAUAGGUCAAGCUUCCCAAUCCCCAUCGAUUUGGAACUGUAUCAUCACCACACAAAGUAGCCUAAGCAUCAGAAUUGUGAGAGACUCUUGUUCCCACAUUUUCUUCCCUUUCUGACGAAGCUGAACCUAAUGUGGGACAGUGUCCUGUAGUAGCUAAGAUUAAUUAGCUGCAUUGAUAGUUUGAUUAAAAACUGAUUAAUGUAUGACAGUCUGCCAACAACAGGCAAAUCAAGCCCACUCAGUUCUUUUAGGAUAUCUCUUUAACAUCUGUGUCAAGGAUUAGCCAUGUUGUGAUCUGGAAAUGGUUGUGGCCAUGGUGCCAGACUGAUUUCCUCCACCCAUCUCCCAGGUCUCCAGCAGCCCUGGUUUGAUCAGAUCAGGUUCAAUGGCCUCAUUGUUAAGGCAGGAAUUUACCUCUUAGGCUACCUAAAACACUGACAAGUGCACCAAUCUCAAUUUAUUGGCUAGUGUUAAUGAGGGUCUGGGAGGUGAUCUGCUGACUGAGAGAGUAGAUGGAUAUCGCAGAACCCAGGGCCUGCUCUUCAGGCUUCAGUCAUUCCUGCACUGGUCUGUGAAAUCAGUGCACAGCCAGAGUGACAGUAACAUUGCUUAGUAUGUGAGCUUCUGAUUUUCCACAAAUGACACAAUAGUGAGCGGAGGAGGAGAGCGGAAAGGGGAGAAUUGUGUUUUUCAAGGUCUUCCUAUCCUCAUAAGGCAAAAUCUAAAUAGAAUGUCCAGCCAAAGCCAUUCUUGUUGCAAAGUUCAGUUCUUUUCCACCCCCUCCAUCAAUCCAUAUUCGGUGCCUGUCUCAUUCUACUGCCUUUCAGUUGGAGACUUCAUCACUUCUCUUGAGCGGUUGAAUCCAGAAAAGCACAUUUAUCCUCCAUCAUCACAGCCAUCAACUGUGAUGCAAACAGGGGCUUAGCUCUUGUACAAACAGAUACUGGGUCCUGUGAUCCUUGUUCUGCUAGAUAUUUGGGCCCUAUGAUCCCACAUCCUGUACAAUCAAAUACAAAGCCCUGAGAUCCAACUUCCAUGCACUCAGAUACUGGGCCCUCCAAUUCUAGUUUCAGCACACCGAGAUACUGAGCCUUUUUAUCGCCACUCCUGCACAUGCAUAUAUUGAGCUGUGCAAUCCCAGCAUCCUGCACAGACAUUGGGCUGUGCUAUUUUAGGAAGAUGAGAUUCAAAUGCAGUUGGAAAGUCAAUGCUUCAUCUCUGUCACAUAGAUAAGCUGUUGUGGCACCUUUGUUAACAAAGCAUUGGAAAAUGUGUACAAAAUAUGUAAAUAACUUUUUGUCAUCCUUCACAGUGGUUCACAAAGUUUAAGUGUUGUUUCUCUCACAUUGAUUUGCAUACGUGAUACGUAGGCCCCUACAGUAGACCACAGUGUAACAUUCCAAUAUUGUGGAGCAGUAAACGUCCUUCAUGACAUGCCAUGGUAUUCAGGUAAAUAUGUGGGCAAUGCAACUGCCCUCUGUGUUAAUAGAUUAGGAACCGCACUGCCAUGAAACUUUAAGAAUUUGUGAGCGAUUUAUGUGAAGUAUUGGUUACAGACAAUGCAUUUUUAUAAGAAUUUUUGAAAUGAUUUUAACAGAAUUGUUUAUGUGGUUAAGAGAGAGGAUAAUGCCAGUGCACCCUCAACUAUGGCUGAGUAAUUGGGAUCCUUGACUCUAUCGGCAAUCCAGAGGUUGGGGUCUUAAAUCAGGUCCAUAGCAACUUCUCAAAUUUGACAAUCAAUGAAUACAUAUCUGGGACAUUCUGUGGAAGACUGUACUGUGCACAGCACAACUUACUUCAAGGAAGACAAAGCGACAGAAAAAGUGAAGUAUUCAAAGUCCCUCACCAUUUCAAAUGCAAAAUGAACUAAUAUUUUGAUUUGUAAGAUUGGGAGUAUUAAUCUCUGAUAAUAACAGCACCAGGCCUCCCAAAUUCCUAGGUCACUUCAGCCAUGUCAUGAAAGGUACUAUAUUUGGGCUUUGCUUCCUGGAGAAGCACCACAGUUAACUUCUACAUCCUCAGCCUAAAGUAUGAUAUUAAUCCUGUCUUACCACCAGGAAAGGAGUUAGGGAACCGAAUUCUUGCCAAUUCCUUAAUUUUGACUUCUGCCAGUUUUGGCAGCAGUUGAGGCUCCUGUCAGAUUCCCAGGCCAAAACCUUAUUAAUAAAUGUAAAUCAGGGUCCUGUGAUACACAUGGGUCCGUACUGACCUCAGUCCCAAUCCCGAGGAAAAGCUGAUCCAAGUUGUUGGAAGUCUACCAAGACCUAGAUAAGAUCAGUUAAAACAAAACCCUUGCAGAAGGAAGAGGGCAUCUAGAGAAGAAUCUUUUUCCUUGCUGCCCACCCAGAGAGAAAAACCCAAAUAAAAAUAGUAAUUCCUGAAAUGAAUGUACUGAUCGUACUGCAGGAUCCUCCAUUUAGAGAAUACAAGAGGAGUCAGACCAAUGCCUUUUAUUCAUUAGUUUUACUAUUUUUCUCCGAUGGGCAUACAGGCUCUCUUCUUCAAUAACCCUUUAUGCACUUCCCCUGCUGGACAUAACCUGUCUUAUCUCGGCAUUGUCAUACUUUCUUAGCUCCACCUGAUCUCCAUCCUGCCCUACUGCCAUUUUCUGCCCAGAGGCUACUCAAGCCCAGUUAACAAUAUCCCUAAGAGCUUUGACAAAGAUUCAUGGAUUGUAUUGUUGUCUAAUGACUAAGUGUUAAAACUCUCAUCAGGAAGUUCUGGGUUCAAGUCCCACUUCAGAGAGAUAAAUAGUGAACCUAGACAAACAUUACAGCGCUGUGAAGGAGGGAAUGAAGCAAGUGAGGGAGUGCUGCAUUGUUGGAGGUCUGACUCUUGAAGGAAGCAUUGAGCUGUUCUCCCAAAACAUAAAUAAUCUCACAGCACUAAUUUAAAGAUCGGGGAGUCCCUUCAGUGUUCUGGCCAAUGUAUAUCCCUCAAACUGUAUAACUAAAAAUAGACGAUCUUGUCAUUAUUACAUAGCUGUUUAUGCAAGUUUUCUGUGCACAAAUUGUCACAUUUCCAACGUUAAAACAGUGACUGUCCUUUAAAACAACCAAAGUGGCUGUGAAGUGCUUUGGGAUAUCCUGAUGUUGUGAAUCUUAUACGCAAUUUUGUCUUUCUUGGAGAUAACUUUGACCUUCCAAAAGUGUGAUUUGCACAUUCUAGUGAAGAUCUUGCGAUGAAACAAGCCCUCAAAUCAAUGUGGUAUUAACCAAUUGCUUUAUAAUUUCCAACAACUUCUAGAAUCUUCCAUCAAAGGAAUAAGGAAUAACAUAAGCCAUUCAGGAGAAAAGGCAACUGAGUGUAGCUCAGAAAGCUAAAUACUACAGAUGCUGGAAAUCUAAAAGAAAAACAGAAAAUGCUGAAAACAUUCAGCAGCCCUGGCAGUGUCUGUGGGGAGAGAAAUGAUUCAGGACUCUGGUGUCUGAUCGGAACAAUUCCUGGUUUCGACAUAAGAUCCUGGUAUAACUAUUGCAAUGCACUAACUCCCAUUGGGAGGCUUUCUAAUGUUCGGCUAAUAAUAUGCAAGUACCAGGCACAUCAGCUGACAGGGUGUGUCUCUCUUCCCAAAGAUGGGAGAUCAGACUCAAAAAAUCUGUAAGCCAAUAAAAUGAGAGAAAAAAAACAAAAUCUCCAAUAAAACUCUUAUUUCUUCAUUGAAAUGGGACAGUACUUGGAGCAAAGCUGUACCCACCAUGCCAAUCAUACUCACUUUUGCCCUCCUAAAAAGUUAAAUUCUGUGCCCGUGGUCCCAGUGGGUUUAACUGCAUUUGAUUUUUGUGCACUAAAUCAGUGAAGAUAAAAUGUCAAUAAAUUAUGCAAAUGAAAACAUAUGUGAAUCUGUUGUCACCCAGGUUUAUAAAAACAGAUAC
This is a messenger RNA of Stegostoma tigrinum, 6626 nucleotides long. RefSeq names its product kirre like nephrin family adhesion molecule 3a (gene kirrel3a). The transcript is spliced from 16 exons. Gene Ontology annotation, molecular function: cell adhesion molecule binding. Gene Ontology annotation, biological process: synapse assembly; cell-cell adhesion. Bases 256 to 2631 code for a protein of 791 amino acids. Lineage: Eukaryota; Metazoa; Chordata; Chondrichthyes; Orectolobiformes; Stegostomatidae. Gene Ontology annotation, cellular component: cell-cell junction. The record is from RefSeq and is a predicted model, not a curated record.